UGCCGCGAUUAUAAGAUAGCGCGUUAGUGAUAGUCGCCUCAUUAGAGAGCGUCGGUUAAAUUUAAACUCAUAGAAAUAUUAAGUUGCCUUCAUGACCUCGCACUCCUACAACACCACACCUCAGGAAGAUCUUCGCAGGCCACUGAGUGAAGCACAGCGCCGCAGGGUAACCAUCACACUACCACCGCGGCCGUCAUGGGGGAGGCGUCGUGGCGAAGGUGGUGCUGGUGGAGGGAGUGUCUGGUGGUGGUGGUGGUGGGGGUGGUGGCGUCAGAGGCGGCAGGACAGCAGACGCCUUGUGAGGUGCUGGACAGCAGCCUGCAGUCCACCUUCCCGCUGCCCACCACCCUCACCCUGCGCCCCUCGGAGCCUCAGUGGCGGCUGGACUUUGCUGUGCAUGAGACACACGCGGCCUCCACAGCCUGUGUCCGCGUGGAACAGAAGUCUAGGGUUUCCAGCGUGCGGUUCAAGCUGUACAGGGGAACCUGCAGUAACGGCACGCUCGUCGACUUUGGCUUCCUAUAUGACGUGACCUUGCUGCCCACCGCCUGGACUCUCCUGCAGGUGCAGGUCAAGAACAACUCGGUGGUGGUGGAGCCCUCAGGGGCCGCUGCUGUGGUGCUGCAGAACAAGGACGUGCCCCUGAGCUAUGACACCCUGCAGGUAAGUGCGGUGCAGGACGUGGAGGCGGCGGUAGGGUGCCGCGUGAGGUGUCCGCACUACAAGCACUCCUCGGGGCGCGGCGGGAACAAAGACGUCUUGACCACCCGGCGGGACAAUGCUCGGUUCUACUUCCGGCCCGGCGAGGACUCAGUGAGGCUGCAGCUCCAGGUGACGUGCACCACCACGCGGGGCGCCACCUUGUACCCGCACCUCGCCGACAUCACGCCGUCCCGCGCCGGCUGGCAACUGGUGGAGGUGCGGCACCACGGCGGCGUGGCGCAGGUCACCCUGGACAACGUGAUGGUGUGGAGCAGGAGCUGCCGCCCCAGUGCCCUCUUCACCUUCUCCUGCAACCCUGUCACCGGCGACCCGGAGUGGGACGGGCCACACCAGUGGGCGUUGGAUUUUGACACCGCCAACUCCGGCACGGCUGAGUUAAUGGCGUGGGUGGCGGCGGGCGUCAACAUCGUGGUGGUGGUGGUGGUGUGUCUUGUGGUGUAG
Portunus trituberculatus (swimming crab) is the source of this 1164-nucleotide messenger RNA. RefSeq lists its product as uncharacterized. The transcript has 3 exons. The record is from RefSeq and is a predicted model, not a curated record. NCBI's taxonomy places the organism in Eukaryota, Metazoa, Arthropoda, Malacostraca, Decapoda, Portunidae. The coding region runs from base 196 to 1164 and encodes 322 amino acids.